CUUCACUGCCUUGAGAUUGUGACUAGGCCAUGUGGAUGUGUGAUUGCUUGGGCUAAGUUCCCAGUGUCAGAAAGUCCAACCAACAUCAUUCAGAUGAGCACCAAUCUAUUUCCCACUGCUGACUCUCACCCAACUUAUAUUGUUGUUGACAAAGCUUGCAGAAUCCUUGGUACACUGCUGUCAACUGGUGCUGCAGAUACCUGGUUUGCCACUACUCAGUUCCUGGUUGAUGCAUUCCACUUCAAAAACCAUAAAGAAGAGAUCAGAUGUCAAACAUUCUGCAACCCUGCACCAACUGAUGGCAGACAUCCUAACCUCAUCACCCCUAUCAAAGGAAAAGAUGGUAAAGUAGUUCUCCAGUGUGCCUUCAAUACAGAAGCAGCUGAGCAACUCAAUUCCUGGUUCCAACUCUAUAGUUCACAGCUGAGUCACAUGCACCCUAACAAUCAUGAUUUUCUGGUUCAUGUUAUGCUGACAUAUUGGCAUUUCAAUUCCAAUAAUGCAACAUCAUAG
This is a messenger RNA of Cantharellus anzutake, 513 nucleotides long. RefSeq lists its product as uncharacterized. The record is from RefSeq and is a predicted model, not a curated record. The transcript has a single exon. NCBI's taxonomy places the organism in Eukaryota, Fungi, Basidiomycota, Agaricomycetes, Cantharellales, Hydnaceae. The annotation marks the transcript as partial.